Molecule: messenger RNA, 5117 nt
Organism: Ciona intestinalis (vase tunicate)
Lineage: Eukaryota; Metazoa; Chordata; Ascidiacea; Phlebobranchia; Cionidae
Biological process (GO): actin filament organization; calcium-mediated signaling; neuron projection development
Cellular component (GO): actin cytoskeleton; cytoplasm; dendrite
Molecular function (GO): actin filament binding
Source: RefSeq, a predicted model, not a curated record
UUUUAUUAUUUCAGUUAUUGGCUGAUUUAAAUGAUAGAUGUAGAACACACUGUGCUUUGUAUUUGUAUUAUGUAGCUGUCAUUUUUCUCUCAUUGUGGUUUGCAUCUCGCUCAACUAUCGUGUUCUGUACAUAUGGCUACUCCCGCUGUACUAACCUCCCCAACCCACCGAACAAAGACAUCCCGGAGGUUCAGUGCUCUCCAGGAGAGCCUUGUGAAAGAGAUUGGUGUAUCACCUCAAGGUGAUGGAAGGGGGUCUCAUAUUUCUCGCAUUAGAAGUAAAUUUAUGAACAAUGUCGAUGAAGGAAAUAUCUCAGAUUUAAAAUCCGUCAAUGGAAAUCCAGACGUUCAACAAAGAAGAGAAAAGUUUUCCUCAGCAAAAAAGGUGUUUGAAAGCCUUCAAUCAACCCCAGUGAAGUAUCCACCCCCACAAAUAUUAAGGAAAACAGGACCAGUUUCACCGUCUAGGUCAGGACCACUAAGUCCGACAACUACUUCAUCUUUCUCCUCUUGGUCUACGCUCGUCAGUGAGCCUGACAGAGCAGAACGAGAGGACUCACAGGCUGAAAGUGUCGCUAGCAGCAUCGAGACAUCGCCACUUAGACACGAGUUACGAGGAAGGCCGAGGUCUUCGCGAUCACAUCAGAAAAUGCCCCGAGGUGGCUCAGUAGACUCACUAAUACGAUCUCCCUCGUCGGAGCGAGAAGUUAUAAUCAUAGAAUCCACCGAUGCCAUUGGAGGGCGCCCUCCAAAAGCAAGAGUUUCCCAGGAUAAAGAUGGAAAAGAGCGAAACCGAAAAAACAUUAGUGAAAUUAUCUCCACAUUCGAGAAACGGUCGCGCUCCACUGAUAGAAAUGAUAACUAUCACCGCGGUAACAGAAGUAAACAAGGCAGUCCAACAAAAGGUAUGGGAGGGUCAAGUGCCCGGCGCCCUCCUACCCCAGCUUUGGAUAACAGACCACGUCGGCCAACAUCCAUGGUUGCUGUGGAUACUGGUAACACAGAAAUCACCCAAGCCCCAGUGGCUCACAAGUAUAUAGAGGCGCUCUCGAAACAAUCUUCCGAAAAACCGCGGGCAGCAGUGACGAGCCAAACCACAAAGGACAAAUCUCACAACUCAAUCAGCUCACGUUCCGAUUCUUCUGAUUCUGUUUUUACACCGGGUUAUUCCUCAACCUCAUCCACUCCUGCUCUUCCCUCUGUCUCUACAACUCCUCUCUCAGCUCUUCCAUCGGGAGUUCGGCCUCCCGUCAACUCUCGCGCAUCUGACAGCCAACCUCUUACCAUAAAUUCACCGGGAACAAUUUCAACCCUCGUUUCAGAGCGCCUCAGUAAAAUACCCCCUACCGAUAGCCAAGAAUCGGAGAAAACUGCAGCUACAUCACAGUCAAUACGACGUAGUAGUUCCAGCAGCGUCAACAGUACUUCCAGUGUUGGUAGCAGCGUGACUCGUGAUAUUUCCUACCGUGCGGCUGUCCGCAGCCACACUAUACAAGACAGGAUGUCAAAGUUUGAAAAUAAAUCUGAUUCAAGCAAGAAGCCAAGCCAGUCUUCAUCUGCAACUUCAAAGAAUGGCGACCUUUCCGAAAAUGAGCUUCCGACUCGUAAAAUAUCUUCCGAGUCAAGCAGCAGCCACAUGUCAUCCUAUUCUUCUCAUUCCGAGCCACCAAGCGAACCAUCUCCCCAAAUUCCUCAUCUAUCUCGUACAAAUGGGAACAAACUAGUUGACGAGGGCCACUAUCAAACCCCAAACUCUAUACCAAAAGAUACUAUUGCCUUGAAAAGAGAGCAUGAAGUCCGUCCUGGCCACCUGUCCGUCGAAUCUGACUCUUUUCUGGAAAAAUCUGCUUUAUCCCAGCAAUCUCCUCUCACCAGCAGUAUUUUUAAGGCACUGGGGUUGCAGGAAUCUUACACAGCUGACUCUCCAAAGGGUGAGCCAGCUCAAGAGCAAGCUAACUACUCCUACCAGCAAGAUGUGGAAGCGUCAAUCUCCACAUCCUCUGCCUCUAAAGAGGAGGACACUCCAUCAGAGCUUCAUUCUAGAGAGACAAGAACUGAGGAGGAGGAAGAGGAAGAGGAAGAAAAUGAGGAAUCUUACCCUUCUGACAAGGAGUCUGAUAAUGAAGGCCCCACAAGUUACGAUGUAAAUGGAAUGGAAGAUUAUGAAGAAGAAGGUUUAAACAAGCAAGAUGAGGUUGCUGUUAAAGCAGAAACCAUGUCUGUUUCAUCAAUGUCCAAUGAUGAAGGAGGAGGAGAAUCCAAGAUCCUCACUGAUGACAAUGGACUUUAUUAUUAUGAAGUACCUGGUCUUCCGGAUCACGACUCCUCAUCCGAUGAAGAGGAAAAUGAGGAAAAAAAGGUUGAUCAUCAUCAGCAUACAAAGGUCUACUUCAGCAGUGAUCCUAUACCAGUAUUUUUAACUCAUUCCACAAGCGACUAUGAUCGUUGCAACGAUGAUGUAGAUCCAGUGUCAGCAUCUGCAGAGUAUGAGCUGGAAAAACGAGUUGAACUAAUGGAUGUGUUUGAUGUUGAACUUGAGAAAGGUCCUGGUGGUUUGGGACUUAGCAUAAUAGGAAUGGGUGUUGGUGCAGAUGCCGGGCUCGAAAAACUUGGAAUAUUUAUAAAAACUAUAUCACCGGGUGGAGCUGCAGACAAGGACGGAAGGAUCAAGGUAAAUGAUCAGAUAAUAGAAGUGAAUGGUAACUCCUUGGUUGGCGUCACACAAGCCUACGCUGGGGGUGUACUUCGGAACACCAACGGGCUGGUUUAUUUCAAAAUUGGGAGGGAGAAAGAAGGAACACAGGAUUCAGAGGUUGCAAGGCUGAUACAGCAGUCACUUGAACAAGAGAAAAUGGACUGGGAAGACGCACAGGGCUCUGAGGAUGGCCAGAUGGAUUCCAAUGCAGAAGACCAGUCAUGGAGAUAUGAUGGAAAUGAGGCAAGGAAAUUGCGGCCGCCCCCAAGGUAUCCGGGUGUUCCGGAAAAAAUGGAACAGAACGGGUUGCACGGCCGGCACAUGGUGCACCGAGAUAGUGUUGAGUUUGCAAAACUCAGAGGGGUGUCCCCAACCCCCCCAAAUGAAAAUGGCGGAGAAAGUUUUGAUGGUUUGAGCAAUAUACGACACAGCAAACCCGUUACCGACCCACAUUUGCUGAGUCGGGGUGCGGAAUAUAUUGCUGAGUCACAAGAUGAUGGUCCGAGAAAUGCAGAAGAAUUUUUGCCAAAAAAGAAGGUUGGAGAUACAAGUGAAGAAGAUUUCAACACUGAAGAAAUAGACAGAGCUUUGGCUCAUGUUCAGGUGUUUGAUCUUCCAGAAGAAGAAAAGAUCUUUGCAUCCGAGAAUGAUGAGGAGUACAGAUCGAAGAUCAGGGAGCUUUUUAUCCGACAACAAGUUACAGAUGCCGAGAUCAAGCAGCUGCGGAAAAGGGUUGAAGAGCAGGACAGAGUUGCUGCCGCAACAAAUGAAGAUUUACAGAAAACACAAAGUGAGCUGGAAAAUGCUAAAGAGCAAGUUUCCCUUCUUGACAAGAAAUAUAACAAGGCGAAAAAAUUGAUAAAGGAAUUCCAGCAACGAGAGGGAGAAUUCUUGAAGAGGGAAGCGAAUUUUAAAAUGCAAAUAUCGACUAUGGAGAAAGUACAUGAGUUGGAGAAACUGCAACUUCAAGGACAGAUCACCAGCCUUGAGAAGAAGCUGGCAAAUCAAUCCCCACCUAAUUCCGCUUUAAACCGGAAUAAUAGCAACCGGUCAAAUGGUCCCCAUUCCCCCAUAAAGCUGGCACCUACCUACCAACAACAUCAGAGCAAAUAUUUUCCAAGUGUUGAAAAUCAAAGUUCUCCCGUUGUGAGUUACACUGAUGGGGCCCCUACUCCCGAAAAUCGACCAACAGUUCGUCAGACGUUCGAUAAUCUUAUCGCGAGUUUGGAUGACAUGCUUGAUUCCAGGGCUGACCAGAAUAGCGCUUCCAAGUCUGGAGAUAUAUCUCAAGAUACAUCGAACCACCUCGAUAACUCAGCACUUAAAUACAGAGCCAAGUUGAAAGGUCCAAGAUAUGUCAAGUCAAACUCAAAGUCAGAUAGUGAAAAUUGGGAACAGGAGAAAACUGCCGAAGGAUUGGAACAACUGCAUGGGAGUCCCCUGUCCAAACGAGGAACCCCCUUACCCAUGCAAUUUGACCCACCCCAAAUAAAACAAGUGAACCUGUCACCACUGCCUCAAUCCAGUCCUGGUGGGAUGGGUGACGUACCAACCACUAAAGAAUCACCAGCGCUUGCAGUUCGCAUGCGUCGCAUAAUAAAUGAGGACGACACAGCACCAACUGCUCCACCCACCAAUGACAGCGAGAAAGAGCCCCCACGAGGAAGUGCUCGACCUCAGUCCGCUGCGUCAACUAUUUCAGGCCUGUCGUCUCACUCCGAGGAGGGCUCUGUAGAAAAAAAAGAGCAAACGCAAGGUGAGAUAUACCUUACUACUCCUACUUGGUCAGUGGAUGAAGUCACAACUUGGAUGAGUGGUUGUGGUCUUGCCCAUCAUGUUACCACCUUUAACAGAAGCAAAAUAGAUGGCUCUAAACUACUGUCUAUAGACAAUGAUAAACUCAAGGAAAUUGGUAUUACCGACAAGUCAGAAAAAAAUCUUAUCAAACGAAAAGUGAAGGAAUUAAAGUCCAAACAUGAAAAAGAGAAGAAAAUGGCGGAAAAGAUAAACAAAAAGCAGAAAAAGGGUUUUCGGACAGGGAAAAAGCCUCGUUUUUAGGAGCAACUUUAUCCUCGCCACUUUCUCCAAAUUAUAUUGUCAUUGAGUGUUCGUAUUCCAGUAUUUCAUUUCUUUUCCACCCUGCCCAAUUGCAAGCUGCUGGAUAUAGAAUUAUUAUGUAAUAGUGAAAGAUUUGUAUUUUUCUUGUGUACCAGCAGCACAAUCCUACUCAAGUGCUCAGUUAUUCUAAAGUUGUACAGCUUCUGUAACAUUCCAGCGCAAGACUGUUGGCCGUGUGACCAGUGCAAGCCAAAAGUGCGUUAGUUCCAGAUCUUUGCACUCAUGGAAGAUUUUCAAUCUUUUAUACCCCAGUUUAAUUUCUGUUGUUUAACUUCGAAAAAUUACAAAAUAUCUUGUAUAACGUA